Messenger RNA from Arabidopsis arenosa, 830 nucleotides. NCBI's taxonomy places the organism in Eukaryota, Viridiplantae, Streptophyta, Magnoliopsida, Brassicales, Brassicaceae. The record is from the annotation of a GenBank genome assembly.
CUCAUCACACUUCAAACACAAUACCACAAAACUUCAAACUUCCAAAAGUACAACAAACAAACAAAGCUUAAUCGAUCCAACAAUGUCGAAGAUUCUAGUCGUGGUGGUGGCGAUGAUCGCAGUGCUAGCUUUGCCGAUUCGCAGUCAACAACAACCACUUAGCCAAUGUACUCCGUCUAUGAUGACCACUGUGAGUCCUUGUAUGAGCUUCAUAACCAACAGUAGCAGCAACGGAACUUCGCCGUCGUCUGAUUGUUGCAACUCGCUGAGGUCUUUGACCACCGGAGGGAUGGGAUGUCUCUGUCUAAUUGUCACUGGAACUGUGCCUUUCAAUAUUCCGAUUAACCGCACAACCGCCGUCUCUCUUCCCCGUGCUUCCAAUAUUGCUCCAGCUGCUGCUCCUGGACCUGCUGGUACAUUUGGACCAUCGAUGUCUCCAGGACCAGCGACAGAUCCUAUAGUCCCAGAGCCAACCCCGGCAGCUCAGACACCACAGUCUGAUACAACCCGACCUUUUACACCAUCUGUCGACGGUGGAGCUCCGAUGUCAGACGAUGGAGGAAGCACCAGUCGACCUUCUGAGACGCCUUCAUCCGCCUACGCACUCUCACCAUCUCUUCUCUUCUUCAGCAUCGCCCUCGUAGCUCUCAAAUUCUAUUGAUGAAGAUUUCUUUGUAUUCCUCAUGUAAUUUAAUUUAUGCAUCGUUGAUUAUAGAAAGAAACCAUUUAUUUGGUCAUUGCUUUGUGGAAUAAGCUUUUGUGUAUACUGUUCUUUGUUUCGAGUGAGAUUUAUUUUGUAUUGUUUUAAGUAAUACAUCAUCAUUUUUAUG